UGUCGGUGGUUCCGGGUUGCCGGGGCGGCGGCGGCGGCGGGAUGGUGCCGGUCCUACCGGGGCUCUACGUGGGCGGCGCGGAAUCGUGCUCGUCCCCGGAGUCGCUGGCGGCGGCGGGGGUGGUGGCGGUGCUAACGGUGGAGGCGGAGGAGGAACCGCCGCCUCCGCCGGGGAUGCGGAGCAUGCACGUCCGGGCGCGGGACGAGCCCGGCGCCGACCUGCUGAGCCGCCUGGACGAUUGCGCCGCCUUCAUCGACGCGGCGAGGGCGGACGGCGGCGCCGUCCUCGUCCGCUGCCAGGCCGGGGUGAGCCGCAGCGUGGCCGUGGUGACCGCCUACCUCAUGAAGACGGAGGGACUCGGCUGGGAGGAGGCUUACGCCGUCGUCAGGACCGCCAAACCCGACGCCGAGGUGAACCCGGGUUUCCGAGGGCAGCUGAAGCUCUACGAAGCCAUGGGCUGCGCCGUAGACAGCAGCAGCGCCUUCUACAAGAGGUACCGGCUGCAGAUGCUCACGGAGAGGUACCCCGAACUUCAAGACUUGCCCCGAGAAGUCUUUGCUGUUGAUCCAACCAAUAUAUGUCAAACUCCGAACACAGAGGUUCUCUACAGGUGCAGGAAAUGCAGGCGCGCUCUGUUCCGUAGUUCCAGCAUUUUGUCCCACACGGAAGGAAGUGGACCAACAGCCUUUGCCCACAAGAGGAUAACAGACUCUGCUCGGUUCUGUGGCGAUGGCCGCGAAAAGUGUACCUCUUACUUCACCGAGCCUGUGCAGUGGAUGGAGCCAGCGUUGCUCGGAGUAAUGGAAGGACAGCUUCUGUGUCCGAAAUGCACGUCGAAGCUGGGCUCCUUCAGCUGGCAGGGUGAGCAGUGUUCCUGUGGCCGCUGGGUGACGCCUGCCUUCCAGAUCCACAAAAGCCGAGUAGACGAAGUGAGGACGCUGCCAGGUGGUAACUUCCAAACUGCCAAAACCUGAACUCGUCGCUUCUCUCGAUGGGUUUCUCAAGGUCUGCAGAGAACUGCUGGCUAGUCCGUGGUUGCCAGGAGCGAGCUUGUGACUUCCACCUCUUUGUAAUGCAGUGGGAUUACUUGGAACAUCUGCUCUAUUCAAGCUUGCUGUAUCUCUAAUAUAUAUAAUAUAUAAAAGAGCAAAAUAAUUCCUUCAAGGAGGUGUUACACAGUGGUCAAAUAUGUACAAAAAUACCUGAAUGUCAUGUUUUUAGCAUAUUCUCACUUCAUCUGUUGCUAUUUAGAGAAGGUCUCAACUCCUUAUUUAAAAGGAAUGCCAACAUGUUUCAGGCUGUGGCCAGCAGUGGUGCUUGUCUAAUGAUCCAAAGUUCCAAGUGGUUUGUGUGAAGCAGGCAGCUGAGAUUGUAGGACGUGCAUUCCACAUCAUGAGGUACGCAGCAAGAAGAUAUUUUAAGGCUUGGCCAAGUGCCAUAAAAUGGUACAAUUGCAAUUGUUGUGUGAGCAUGCAUGGCAGCUACUAGCAGUGAAAGGGAAGUUUACAGUUACUUUCAUUGUAAUAAAAGUAGUCCUAAAAAUAUCUGCCACAAGAAUAUUUACUACAUUGUAACUUUUAUGUAAUAGCUGAGGAGAUUAUGCAAGCUGUACUGGAAUGGGAGAACUGAAGUAAAGUGUCCCUGCCAAAUUGCUGCUUACAGGUUCAAAGAAAUUCCUAAAAUCAUGAAGUAAGAUUUUAA
Messenger RNA from Haliaeetus leucocephalus (bald eagle), 1701 nucleotides. RefSeq names its product dual specificity phosphatase 12 (gene DUSP12). Gene Ontology annotation, biological process: protein dephosphorylation. The record is from RefSeq and is a predicted model, not a curated record. Bases 42 to 974 code for a protein of 310 amino acids. Gene Ontology annotation, cellular component: nucleus. Gene Ontology annotation, molecular function: protein tyrosine/serine/threonine phosphatase activity. The transcript has 6 exons. NCBI's taxonomy places the organism in Eukaryota, Metazoa, Chordata, Aves, Accipitriformes, Accipitridae.